CGCAGAUACGCACACACACAGGCACAGACACACAAAUACCAGUGGAGCAGGAUGAUAUGAAGACGUCCAGUACUAAGUUUGUAUCCUUUAGAGAGGUUAAUUAAAUACACCACCUUUUGCAACCAUCGAACCGGAACCAGACAGAUCUAUGGCGCCUACAGAAAAACGGAUCAAUAGAUCAGAUGGGUUCUAAGUCACACGCCAGUGGGUGGGACCGUUUGACCCAGUCAGGUGACCGGGGACUGACACGUGACCGGGCCAGCAGGGGGGUGGCCAGAGGCCAUUCGGCUGACGUGGCCAACCGUCAAUCGCUGGCCAACAACCCACAACUGACAAGUAAAAGCCAUGUCAACCGGAGGCUAGCAGUUCCUGGGAUCAACAGGUCAAAGUUCAACAGGAAGCUGAAGACAGAGGAGCCGCCAGAGCCGCUGGAGUACGAGUGGCCCGACCUGCCCCCCCUCCCCGCCAUGAAGGACGCCCUCUGCAGGCAGAAAGCCAGCCGGGGAAUCCCCUAUCAGCUGCCCGUGGACGAGAGCUGCAUCGAGCGCAAGUUCCAGACUGACCUCAGGGCAGUGUUUCAGGCACCAAGCAGACUGGUCGAGCCGGUGCGCCUGGGUGCCGAGUCUGAGAGAGCACGGCGCAUGUUUCUGCACUCGGCGCCCUCCUACGAUGCCCGACACCGAGGUAUCGGCCAUGGUCUCAGCUCUAGGAGGUCGCUCCAUCGCGCCAGGGUGCCGUAUGUGACGUCAUGUGUCGCGACUUCUAAUCUGAGCAUCGACGAGAGGACUUAUGACGUCACGAAUCUAUCGACCAACAUAAAUGACAGGGAUAUGUCAAGUGGUCAUCAUGACAUCAAAGCGAUGGAUGAUGGAACCAAGAAAUGCAGGGCCAACCUGAAGGGUCAGGCAUCACCACCUGCUGACGUCACAGGCGACUUCUACAGGCAGGUGCCACCAGACGUACAGCUUCACGCACAGCCAGGGGCGACCGUUCUAUCAGCAGACGACAAGGUGUGGAGGUGGUUGAACAGCGAUGACGUCACCAGUCCCUUUGAUUAUUUUAUUUCAGUUUGGGGUUGACCUUGAUGUCAAAUGUCUAGGUCAUGUCCCCUCCCCUCCUCUGAUGAAAUAUUACAAGAAUAUAAA
Molecule: messenger RNA, 1145 nt
Organism: Physella acuta
Lineage: Eukaryota; Metazoa; Mollusca; Gastropoda; Physidae
Source: RefSeq, a predicted model, not a curated record